CGCUGUCUGUCGCUCGUGCGGCAGCAUGACGGUUAGCAGCGUCUAAAUGCAGCAGCUCAACGCUAAUACGUGAGGAAACGGGCUCCUUUACUAAUGUAAAGAAAGUCAAAACCUAACAGUAGGCAGUUCUUUCCUUUUAGACCUUAGACUGUUCGUUCGGAAGAAACAGCACCAAAAUGAGUUUGCUUGCCAAAAUCGCUGAGAUCGAGAAUGAGAUGGCUCGUACCCAAAAGAACAAGGCCACCGCGCAUCACUUAGGUCUGCUGAAGGCUCGACUGGCCAAACUCCGGAGAGAGCUCAUCACUCCUAAAGGAGGCGGCGGGGGAGGCACGGGAGAAGGCUUCGAUGUGGCGAAGACGGGAGAUGCACGUGUCGGCUUUGUUGGCUUCCCCUCUGUGGGAAAGUCCACACUGCUUAGUAACUUGGCGGGGGUCUACUCUGAGGUGGCUGCCUAUGAGUUCACCACACUCACCACUGUUCCAGGAGUCAUCCGCUACAAAGGAGCCAAAAUCCAGCUUCUAGAUCUUCCAGGUAUCAUAGAAGGAGCCAAGGAUGGGAAAGGCAGAGGGCGGCAGGUAAUUGCAGUGGCUCGUACAUGUAACCUCAUCCUGAUCGUUCUGGACGUGCUGAAACCCCUCGGGCACAAGAAGCUGAUCGAGCACGAGCUGGAGGGAUUCGGCAUCCGUCUGAACAAGCAGCCGCCCAACAUCGGAUUUAAGAAGAAGGACAAGGGUGGCAUCAACUUCACUGCUACUUGUGCUCAAAGUGAGCUUGAUGGCGAUACAGUGAAAAGCAUUCUGGCCGAGUACAAAAUUCACAACGCUGACGUGACCCUGCGAAGCGACUGUACAGCUGACGACCUCAUAGAUGUGGUGGAGGGAAACAGAGUUUAUAUCCCUUGCAUUUACGUCUUGAACAAAAUCGACCAGAUCUCCAUUGAAGAGCUGGACAUCAUCUACAAAGUUCCCCACUGUGUGCCAAUCUCAGCCCACCACCGCUGGAACUUUGAUGACCUGCUGGAGAAGAUCUGGGACUACCUACACCUAGUGCGCAUAUACACCAAACCAAAGGGACAGCUACCUGACUACACGGCUCCUGUGGUGCUUCCAGAUGGUUGGACAUCUGUUGAAGACUUCUGUCUGAAAAUCCACAAAAACCUCAUCAAGGAGUUCAAGUAUGCUUUGGUGUGGGGCUCCUCUGUGAAGCACAACCCUCAGAAGGUGGGCAAAGACCAUGUGCUGGAGGACGAGGAUGUCAUUCAGCUGGUUAAGAAAUGAAAAGACUCUUAUCGCUUUACAUGACUGACCCACUCUCUUCUAGUUAGUGCUGGGACUCUUCCGGAGGCCCAAAGCACUACCCAUGAUACCAACAUCGUAUGGUGAUCUCCCCAAUACCCCUUGGACUUUAUUACACAUCUCUAUAUGAAUGUGCAGUAAAUGUGCGUUUUCUGUUCAAACAUGCAUUAAAGCCAAAGGUGGGAUGAAUGCCAUUAAAAAAAGGAAAACAACCUGUUGUCUUUGUAAGUUUAAAUAAAAUCCAUAGCCUGAA
Messenger RNA from Electrophorus electricus (electric eel), 1548 nucleotides. It is a transcript of the gene drg1, whose product is annotated as developmentally regulated GTP binding protein 1. The record is from RefSeq and is a predicted model, not a curated record. Gene Ontology annotation, molecular function: GTP binding; GTPase activity. Lineage: Eukaryota; Metazoa; Chordata; Actinopteri; Gymnotiformes; Gymnotidae.